AAUUGGAUAUGAUCUUGCCGAAGAAACAAAUAUUAAAGAAGUAUUCCAAAAUCUAAGUAGAACAUCUGUAGCACAUAUAGAACCAAAUCGUAAUCAAAAUGAUAUAGAACCAAAUUCAGAAUUAUUGAAGUAA
Racocetra persica is the source of this 133-nucleotide messenger RNA. The record is from the annotation of a GenBank genome assembly. NCBI's taxonomy places the organism in Eukaryota, Fungi, Glomeromycota, Glomeromycetes, Diversisporales, Gigasporaceae.